Molecule: messenger RNA, 2087 nt
Organism: Eucalyptus grandis
Lineage: Eukaryota; Viridiplantae; Streptophyta; Magnoliopsida; Myrtales; Myrtaceae
Product: peroxisome biogenesis protein 16-like
Biological process (GO): peroxisome organization
Cellular component (GO): peroxisomal membrane
Source: RefSeq, a predicted model, not a curated record
AUAUCCCGACGAAAUCGACCGCGCGCGGCGAAUCAAUCACAAACCCCAUCUGCACCGUCCAAAACCAGGGCCCCCGGCAGAAGAGCGGGGCCCCGAGCGAUCUCGACGGCCGAAAACUCAUCACCGAGUUUCCAAUCAACGGCCGACGAGCGAAGCGCGGUUCCCCCACCAAAAGACAAAAAUAUCCAGACCGGAUCAGAAGUCCUGCAAUUUCCCUCGGAAAAGCCUCGGAAUUCCGAUCGGUGCCGGCCUUGCUCGGAGCCUGAAUCGUCCGGAGCGCCACGCCGCGGAGCCGGAGCCGGAGGCCGCGCCGGUCGGAGCUGGGUGCGCUCGACGGCCAUGGAGGCGUACAAGCGGUGGGUUCGGAGGAACAAGGAGUACGUGCACUCGUUGGAGUCUCUGGCCAACGGUUUUACAUGGCUGCUGCCCGAGCGAUUCUCUUCUUCAGAGAUAGGACCAGAAGCAGUGACUGCUAUCUUGGGUGUCAUAACUGCCGUCAAUGAACACAUAAUUGAUACCGCCCCAUCUCAGAUCCACACUGGUCAUCCUGAACCUUCUACAUUUCCUUAUUCGUUAUGCAUAUCUGCAUUGAAGGACUUGGAAACACUUGUUGAAGUCGUUGCACAACAUUACUAUGGUGAUACCAAGAAGUGGAACUUCAUUGCAGCUACAGAGGCUAUUAAGUUUUUGGUUAGGUUAGCCAUGUUUAGGAAUAGUGGCUAUAAGAUGCUUCUACAGGGCGGAGAGAUUCCAAAUUCUGAGAAGGCAUCAGAAGUUUCCUCCUCACAGUACAGACCUGGAGAUUCCAGAAAACCUGGAUUUUAUAGUGGGCCUGGUUCUUUCAGGAAUAGCUUUGUGCAGAAUGGGUGGAAUCUGGAAGGAAGAGCACUGUCAGCGUUAAGCAGAUUUGGAGAGAAUGCUAGAAUGGCUUCUGACCCACCAUGGUUGCGCAGGGUGCAGCAGCAGAAUGCUAUUAUGGAAUCUCUUGCUCCAAAGGCAGAGAAAUCAACAUUGUCAUCUAUUUUGUCCGAGAAGGGCGUUCAUGGGUCUUUAUUUCAUGGGGAGAUCCUAUUUAUCGCAAGGCCACUAAUCUAUGUUUUGUUUAUUAGAAAGUAUGGAACUCAGUCCUGGACUCCUUGGUUUCUUUCGCUGGCCAUGGAUGUGGUUGGCGGUGGCUUCUUUCCUCAAGUUACUUUGUCUGGGUGGGGUAGUAAAGACCGUAAGUUUCAGUACACCACUUCAGAAAAAGAUGAGUUGAAAAGAAGAAAGCUACUCUGGGCACUCUACCUCAUGAGAGAUCCAUUUUUUAGCAAAUACACAAGGGAAAGGCUCGACAAAGCAGAGAAAUUGUUGGAACCUGUUCCCCUUUUGGGGCUCUUACAGCUAAAGUCAUAGAGCUGAUUGUGGGAGCCCAAACACGGUAUACAUACAUGUCGGGCUCAUAAGAAUGAAGCCUUAGAAAGCUGUGCUACACUUUGAGCCGCCACACCUGCUAGAAACAGAAUACGAGGACUGUAUCCACUAUCCUUAUGAGUUACUAGAAGUUGAGGGACCAUGUCUUGGUGAUGAAGAUUGACAUGUUGAUGUUUUUGGAAAAGUAACGCAAGAACUGGUGAAGUUCUGCUGCAGAUCCCCAAUUGUACGCUGGUUUCUUGGUUUUGUUGGAAACAGAUUUUGCUUCUAGCUUGGAUUACUGGAAGUUGAGGGACGAUGUCUUGGCGAUGAAGAUUGACAUGUUGAUGUUUUUGGAAAAUAAUGCAAUAACUGGUGAAGUUCUGCUGCAGAUCCCCAAUUGUACACUGGUUUCUUGGUUUUGUUGGAAACAGAUUUUGCUUCUAGCUUGGAUUGAUCCUGGGAGUAAGUUCUCAUUGUGCAGACUUCACUUCAGAGUUGGGUUCGAUCAUGUUCAAUUUUCUUGGGGGGUUGAGGAAGAAAAUCUUGUAUCCCCUUUAUGCCGUCCACUAAUUCUUCUUCCCUUUCGUUUCUUUCCUUGUUUCUUUUUAAGCCAAGCCCUUUGUUUAGAUCCCUGCGUACAGAAGAAUAUUGCAGUCAGUUUGAUAAUGGAGUGACAUUGUUUCUUCGGUUCA